AAUUGAAAAAAAAUGAAUCCAUUAAUCGGUUUUUUUUUUGUUAUGUGGCUGGAUAACAAACAACAAACAACAAACACAUCACAAAUAUCCAUUAGCUGUUUCUUCUUCUGUGUUUUGUGUGAUCGGUCCAUUUCACAGUGUAUUUUUUUUUUUUGUUGUUCCCGUAAAGUUUCCCAGAAAAUGAAUGUUCGAUGAGGAUCUUUUUUUGUUGUUUUUUGAUUUUUGAUUCUUCGUUAUCCAUCGGAUUGUAAACAAACCAAUGUUAUUUUUAAACUGCUGCCAUUAUUAUUUCCGUAUUUUGUUGAAUCAAAUUUAUUGAUUUUUUAAAAAUCAUUUGAUGAUCAGAGUGAACGAAGAUAAACAAAAAAACAUGACAUCAUCAUAAGAAAUAUAGCCUGUCAUUAUUAUCCAUGAUCAUCAUUCCAGAAGAGCCAAACAGAGUCUUAUCAUUUGUUUAUAAACUUGAAAAAACUGAAAUAAUGGAACCAAAGAAAAAAGAAAAUGUCAUUCUAACAGGAUUCGGCCUAUUUCGUGCGUAUAAAAUAAAUCCAUCAUGGGAAGCUGUACAAUUAAUUGAUGAAUGUCAAUUUGGUUCGAAUAUUGAAAUAAUUAAAAUACAAAUUCCGGUUGCUUAUAAUGAAGUUGAACGAAUAGUUGAAGAAAUUUGGACAAAAUAUCAACCAAAAUUAGUUAUACAUUGUGGUGUAUCUUGUGUAGCACGUUGUCUACAUUUGGAAAAACGUGCAGUUACCAAUAAAGAACGUUAUUGUCAACCGGAUAUUUUUUCAUGUUUACCAAAACGUUGUUCAAAUAAUGAUCCAUUAAAACCUGAUUAUAUUUAUACUGAUUUGAAUUUGGAAACAAUUCGUGAUGAAAUCAAUCAACAUUAUUAUGAUGGAAAUAUUGAAAUUCCAGCUAAAAUAUCUGAUUGUGCGGGUGAAUUUCUUUGUGAAUAUAUUUAUCAUUGUUCAUUACAAUAUGAUUGUCGACGAACAUUAUUUAUUCAUGUACCGGAUAUUAAUCAAGAAUUAUCUAUCAAAGAUUUGUCGAAAUGUAUUGAAUUAGUUAUUCAUUCGGCAUUAAAACAAUUACCACCGUUUAUUCAUCAACAAACAAAAACAACCAAUUAAUAAUUCAAUUACAAAUGAA
Molecule: messenger RNA, 1149 nt
Organism: Dermatophagoides pteronyssinus (European house dust mite)
Lineage: Eukaryota; Metazoa; Arthropoda; Arachnida; Sarcoptiformes; Pyroglyphidae
Product: pyroglutamyl-peptidase 1
Biological process (GO): proteolysis
Cellular component (GO): cytosol
Molecular function (GO): pyroglutamyl-peptidase activity
Source: RefSeq, a predicted model, not a curated record